Molecule: messenger RNA, 300 nt
Organism: Colletotrichum spaethianum
Lineage: Eukaryota; Fungi; Ascomycota; Sordariomycetes; Glomerellales; Glomerellaceae
Exons: 1
Coding region: 1-300 (99 amino acids)
Source: RefSeq, a predicted model, not a curated record
AUGGCGAGCAAAGCUGGCGAUGAAGUCCUUCGUGUUCUCAAGCCUCCCCAUCUAUCAAUCAAGGCUGACACAUCGACAGUACUUGCGCCUAUGAAAACCUCUAGGAGCGUUUUCCCUGUGACGGUGGGUAAAUACGGGGACAUGGAUCAUGUGACAGCGCACCAAGAACUCGCCAUCAUCGCGUUGCCCGACGGUAUGGGUCAGAUGAGACCCCGUGAACGCGAGGGAGCUCGCCUUGCACUCAUCUUCACUGGCUUCGGUCUGGCCGAGGAUUCUGGCUACGUUAUGACCCGCGAGUAG